AUGAGAGCUGCGCUGCAACUAACUCUGCUUACUGUGCUCUGCUUAGAAUUUUCACGAGGUUUCGUAUUCCAGCCUUCAGCCCGGCAAGCGAUGGCUGUAUGUUGUCGAUCGCAAUCGGCUAGUGGAACCAUUGUCCUCAGAGAUGCAGGUGACGCCGAAGACCACGAAAUUGAUGAAGAAGACUUCGACGAGUCUCCAUUUACGGAGCCAAAAAAACCCCUGGACCAAAUGGAGAAGGCUUGGCGGCAUGCGCAAAAGCCUCUCUUGAGAAUUGGAUCCAAAGGAGCGACGCUGACUCACGGAAACUCGCUGCGCCAGCUUUUGGACGCACACACCGUUGUCCGGGUCAAGGUCAAUACGCGUCGCUUCGGAACACUGAAGGAGGCAUUCAAACAGAUAGCAGAACUAGCCAUCGAAAGUGGGGCCCCAGAAGGGAUUGAAAUGCUUCAGGCUCGCGAAGUAGACAAGGUGAUUUUGUUUGGUUUACCAGGAACGCUCGACAAAAUAAACAAGAAUGAAUUCCCGCCACCGGAGCCUGUGGUACAAGACGAUAUCGUCCGACCUUGAUACUAGAAAAAUCAUCUCGAAGUGGCAUUUGAAAAAUCUCGCUUACCACACU
This is a messenger RNA of Phaeodactylum tricornutum CCAP 1055/1, 619 nucleotides long. RefSeq lists its product with no specific name. The coding region runs from base 1 to 567 and encodes 188 amino acids. The transcript has a single exon. Lineage: Eukaryota; Bacillariophyta; Bacillariophyceae; Surirellales; Neidiaceae. The record is from RefSeq and is a predicted model, not a curated record.